AUGGCACAGAAAAAUACCAAGUUGGUAUCUACUGAUAAAGAUUUUGAAACAAUUUACAAGCACAUUAUGAGUCUUGCCCAAGGAAGGCCUCAACUUACCGAUCUACGAGGUCUAAGUUCUUUGAGAGAAAACCAGUGGAGGUGGAUGAUCCAAAGAAUCCGCAUUUACCACACAAGAAAACACAUUGGCACUCUUUGCACAUUUUCUUUCAUCCUCCUCGCCGUCAUAUAG
This is a messenger RNA of Botrytis fragariae, 231 nucleotides long. RefSeq lists its product as uncharacterized. The transcript has 3 exons. Lineage: Eukaryota; Fungi; Ascomycota; Leotiomycetes; Helotiales; Sclerotiniaceae. The record is from RefSeq and is a predicted model, not a curated record. Bases 1 to 231 code for a protein of 76 amino acids.